GAAGCUGAUGAUAAUUCCUUUGCUAGCCCGAUCGGGUCGAAACAGAAAAGGCUGCCCCUGCUGAAAAUCCCUUUUCCGGCCAGAUUACUGUACAGAGAAGGGGAGCUGCGGGUCGCAGGGCUAACCACGAGAGGGAGGGGAGCGGAUGUCUUCAGCUUUAGAAGGUCGGGUAGUGAUAGUUAUCACGGAUCAAUUAAUGUGUGUGUGUGCAGAUGAAGGCGUACACAACACUACUAACGCAACCAUCUAAAAGCCGGAACUACGCCUUCUUCGGAGAGUGUCCGGGACUCAGUAGAGGGAAGGACCCGCUCCAGGCUUACAGGAACCGGAAGAGACGGGGCGCUUCCUGCUGCGCAGAGAUGCGGAUGAUUUGUGAUUGUUUGUGGAUUUAGAAGUCGGCAUGAGUCGUCUGCGGGAGGAAGACGAUCCGUAUGUGGUUGAGGAGCCCAGCGAUGAGGACCCGGCCGAAAGCAGCUCUGAAGAUGAAGUGGAUGUGCUUUUACAUGGGACCCCUGAUCAGAAGCGUAAGUUGAUACGGGAAUGUCUGACAGGAGAAAGCGAGUCUUCUAGUGAUGAUGAAUUCCAGAAGGAAAUGGAAGCUGAACUAGCCUCUACCAUGAAGAACAUGGAGGGCAAGUGGAAGUCACAACUUACUGGUGAUACUUCCAAUGCUGGGCAAUCUGGAACUACCUCCACUGCAAAGUAUUAUGAUGACAUUUAUUUUGAUUCUGAUUCAGAGGAUGAAGACAAAAAAGUGGCGCCAGAAGUCAGGAAAAAAAGAAAGCACCAACAGCGUCGAAUUCCAACUAAUGACGAGUUGUUUUAUGAUCCAGAAGAAGACAAUAGAGACCAGGCAUGGGUAGACAUGAAAAGAAGAGGGUAUCAUAGUGUGAAAAGUACACAGUCACAACAGCAUGUCAAACAUCCUGCGAUCCCUAACAGUGACGCUGUUUUGAACUGCCCUGCUUGCAUGACAACGCUGUGCCUUGACUGUCAGAGGCAUGAAUCAUACAAAACUCAGUAUAGAGCAAUGUUUGUGAUGAACUGCACUGUUAUCAAAGAAGAGAUUUUGAAAUACAAAGAACCAUUGAGUAAGAAGACAAAGAGAGGGCGCAAGACACUCAAACAGAAUAGUGAAUCCAUUGCUGGUCUGGAAAAACAGGAAGAGGAGGAGAUAUAUCAUCCAGUAAAAUGUACUAAAUGUUCAACUGAGGUGGCUGUUUGGGAUAAGGAUGAGGUCUUUCAUUUUUUCAAUGUCCUAGCAAGCCAUUGCUAAGAUGCAAACACAACAUUGUUUAAGACUUCAUUCAGGUUCCAAAGCAGAGGGUGGGUUUAUUUCUUUUAAUUUUCCCUUUGGAUGAUUUGUUCUGAGGUUCCCCUACUAAUCUGAUGUGGAUUUUUACCCUUGACAUUCUCUGUAUUGAUUAAUUGUAAACUUUACUGUGUACAUAAGUGUUUUGUUCGUAAACUGAUGCUUAUCUGUGUAUUCUUGUUUAGUGCAGUAGAACAGUUAAAAGCAAAAUGAUCAAGGCAGGAUUCCAAAGCUUGUACCUGUUUUUUCCAGUUUUGUUGUAAGCUUCCUUGAGUCCCAGCUUUGGAAGAAAACUGGGAUGUAUAUCAAUCACACAGAUAAAUAAAGUAGAUGGAUGCCAUAAAACAGACAUUGCCAUCAACAAACUCUG
This is a messenger RNA of Pogona vitticeps (central bearded dragon), 1682 nucleotides long. It is a transcript of the gene EAPP, whose product is annotated as E2F associated phosphoprotein. Gene Ontology annotation, cellular component: nucleus. Lineage: Eukaryota; Metazoa; Chordata; Lepidosauria; Squamata; Agamidae. The record is from RefSeq and is a predicted model, not a curated record.